Aureobasidium subglaciale EXF-2481 is the source of this 507-nucleotide messenger RNA. RefSeq lists its product as uncharacterized. Gene Ontology annotation, cellular component: nucleus. The record is from RefSeq and is a predicted model, not a curated record. Lineage: Eukaryota; Fungi; Ascomycota; Dothideomycetes; Dothideales; Saccotheciaceae. Gene Ontology annotation, molecular function: ubiquitin conjugating enzyme activity. Bases 1 to 507 code for a protein of 168 amino acids. The transcript is spliced from 5 exons. Gene Ontology annotation, biological process: ubiquitin-dependent protein catabolic process; protein polyubiquitination.
AUGGCGCUUAAGAGAAUUAACAAGGAGUUGACCGAUCUCGGCCGCGACCCUCCCUCAUCCUGCUCUGCUGGUCCCAUCGGAGAUGACCUGUUCCACUGGCAAGCCACCAUCAUGGGUCCCGUAAGUCUUGAAUCCCCUAGUCAAGCUAUCGGCGGUGGUGAAGCAACAACACCUUCGCCACUUGGCGACUCUCCUUACUCGGGCGGUGUCUUCUUCCUCGCCAUCCACUUCCCCACAGACUACCCCUUCAAGCCCCCCAAGGUCAACUUCACCACCCGCAUCUACCACCCCAACAUCAACAGUAACGGCAGUAUCUGUCUGGACAUUCUGAGAGACCAAUGGAGCCCUGCUCUGACCAUCUCAAAAGUCCUGCUUUCCAUCUGCUCCAUGUUGACCGACCCCAACCCUGACGACCCGCUCGUUCCUGAGAUCGCACAUGUCUACAAGACUGACCGCUCGCGUUACGAGGCUACAGCCAGAGAGUGGACAAGAAAGUACGCCAUCUAA